Rotaria sp. Silwood2 is the source of this 2013-nucleotide messenger RNA. The record is from the annotation of a GenBank genome assembly. Lineage: Eukaryota; Metazoa; Rotifera; Eurotatoria; Philodinida; Philodinidae.
AUGCAUUUGUUGCUCUUUAUUUUUACAAUAUCACUAUUAUCGAAAGUUAAAGGACAACAAUGUCAAGCAAGAUUCAAUCAGUCAAUUAGUGGACAAUGUUCAUCAAUCGACAUCUGUGAAGGAACCAUAUUAGCAUCUGAUUUAUGCGGACAGCAAAUUUGUUGUGUUCCUGUCACAUCACCAUCAGCUUCAGAAAUAUGUAUUACUGCUAAUGACUUCGACAUUCUAUAUAAUACAUCUCGUGCUAGAUUUCUUCGAAGUGUUCUCAAUUAUGGAAUAAAUUCAGCUGGCAUAUGCUACAACUGUCAAGCAAAAGCUGCUUUCCUUGCGGUUGCAGCAGCAAUGACACAGAAUUUUAAAACCGAUGAAGCUACUAAGAAUGAUGCACAAUUCUCUGCCGAUGACAACAAAUAUGGAAACUCACAAGAAGGUGAUGGAUCUCGAUUUCGUCGACGAGGUCUCUUUGGUCUUCGUGGAAGAGUAAUGUAUCAGAGAUUACAAGCAUUAAUGCCACUAUAUGAAAGUCUAAUCAAUCCAGAGUCAGUAGCACUUACAGAAAAUGCAAUUAUGAUUGCAUCUAAGAUAUGGACUAAUCCAGAUUUGAUCAAUGAACCUGCUUUAACACGCUACGUUGAUGGUUCAUUUUAUGGUUUUUCGAUGUUGUGGUAUAAAUUAACUGGAGAUAUUGAACAACUCUCCAUUGCUGCUAAAUAUUAUUCAAUAUUUCUUCGUCAAUUGCAGUGUGGUGGUGAUCUAUAUUCUGGACAAGGACCAGUUUGCCAGUAUAAUGCUACGCAUAACGGUGUAUGUUCAGCUGAUUGCAUCAAAGGUUUAGAAGAUUCUAGUACAUUUUGUGGCUGUAGUGAUCCAAAAGGUCAACAAUGUCCGAAUAGUCCAAAACAUAUUCGAUGUUGUUUGGAUACAUGUGCACAAGAAUUAAAAAUGGAUUUAGGCAUUGUCCUUGAUGCUAGUGGUAGUGUUGGCGUGGAUAAUUAUCGACUACAGCUACAAUUUACAAAAGAUUUACUUCAUCGAGUUAAUGUUGAUUCAAAUAAAACUCAUAUUGGUAUUAUCAAUUAUUCUAACUCCGCUCAGACGCUGACGUGGCUGGAUACAGACUACACUCUCCAACAAAAACUUCAACAAGUUGAUCAGGCGAUAUAUUACUCCAGCAGUACAGAUACUGCUCUUGCUCUUCAACAAGCAGAUAUUGUUUUUUCAUAUGAGCGUGGUCGUCGACGAUCAAAUGAAGGUGUGGCAUCUGUGAUAUUUGUAAUCACAGAUGGAGCAAGUAAUAAUGAACAAGCAACGAUUCAAGCUGCUAAUAUUUUAAAACAAAAAAAUAUUGUUCUGGUGAGUGUAGGUGUUGGUAAUGGACCCAAACUUAAUGAAUUACACGCCAUUUGCUCACCACCAGCAAGUGAAAACUAUUUUGCCAUGUCGGAUUAUAAUGCUCUUGAACAAAAACUAAAUCAAUUCACGUCAAGAUCAUGUUCAGAACCAGUAUCUAUUUCAUCGAAUACAACUGCCACAAUUGAAAUUAGUAAGGAUAAAUAUAAAUUUCUAAAGGUGGAAAUUGUUGCAAUUGGUAAACAGAUUUUGAUUACUGUUACAUUGUUCAGUGGUAAUGUGAAAUUAUUUUAUUCAUUUACAAAUCGAAAUCCAAAAGAUCCAGCUGAUUUCAUUGAUUAUGAGACAAGAACAAUAGAUACUAAUUCAUCAGUAUGGAGGCAAUCCCAGUCCUAUUUUCAUCUAUCGUCAAUGAAAACAAACAUAGCUAAGAAUGGUCAAGUAACAUUAGUUAUUGAUAAACCAGAUACUAAUGUAGACUUUGCGUAUAUCGGUAUCAAAGGUAUUGAGGAAAACAACAAAUUUGAAUUGAAGUUUGAUGAUUGUACUGCAGUGAAUUGUAUACAGUCAAGUGCAUCAACUGAGAAACUAGCUAUUACUUUAGUGGUUAUCUCAACACAAACAUCAGCACCGUUCUAUCAUGGUGAAGCACUUUGUCCCUGA